Molecule: messenger RNA, 2652 nt
Organism: Alosa alosa (allis shad)
Lineage: Eukaryota; Metazoa; Chordata; Actinopteri; Clupeiformes; Clupeidae
Gene: ythdf3
Product: YTH N(6)-methyladenosine RNA binding protein 3
Exons: 6
Coding region: 309-2366 (685 amino acids)
Biological process (GO): mRNA destabilization
Cellular component (GO): cytoplasm
Molecular function (GO): mRNA binding; N6-methyladenosine-containing RNA reader activity
Source: RefSeq, a predicted model, not a curated record
AGUAAUAGCCUAUCCGCCAUUGUGGAAUAGAGUAGGGAUAUUCUAAUCAGUCAUUAGUCAGUAACAGAGUACAUGUUUGAGAGUAAAGCAAGUAGUAGCUAGGUAUAAUACUCUGCCUUUCGUGACUGAAAUUGUAUCGCUGCUGUCCAGGACGUGCGUGGAAAACAUUUGGACGGGCAAGAAAAACACCGCCUAUAAAUACAAUCAGAUUGAAUAUCCCGAGACGAGAGAGGAAAAUAUCAGGGAGCAGUGGCUGUAAUAGACUGUGAACACCGCAACAAACAGGUUUUAGUUUGGGCUCCUGGAGGAUGUCUGCGACCACUGUCGAUCAGAGACCCAAAGGACAAGGAAAUAAAGUGCAAAACGGUUCAAUGCAUCAGAAGGAUGCUGUGAAUGAUGAUGACUUUGAGCCUUAUUUAAGCAACCAAACAAAUCAGAGUAACAGCUACCCACCAAUGUCCGAUCCUUACAUGCCAAGCUACUAUGCCCCAUCUAUCGGAUUCCCUUAUUCCCUCGGCGAGGCUGCCUGGUCAACAGCUGGGGACCCGCCGAUGCCGUACCUCACCACCUACGGACAGAUGAGCAAUGGUGAGCACCACUUUAUACCGGAUGGUGUGUUCAGCCAGCCGGGGGCCCUGGGCAACACCCCACCCUUCCUCAGUCAGCACGGCUUCAACUUCUUCCCGGGAAACGCGGACUUCUCCACCUGGGGCACCAGUGGCUCCCAGGGCCAGUCCACACAGAGCUCGGCCUACAACAGCAGCUAUGGUUACGCGCCCAGCUCCCUGGGCCGGGCCAUUGCAGACGGACAGGCGGGCUUCGGCAGCGACACGCAGCUUAGCAAGCUGCCGGGCCUGGGCAGCAUCGAGCCGGGCAUGGCGGGGCUCAAGCUGGGCUCGGACAUGGUGGCCGCCACCAAGACGGUGGGCUCGCCUCUGGGUGGCACUGGGGGCAUGAGCAGCAUGGCGGCUAGCAACAUGCCCUCUGUCAGCUCCUCAGCGCCCAAGCCCACUUCGUGGGCGGCCAUCGCCCGCAAACCUGCCAAGCCCCAGCCUAAAGUCAAGCCCAAAGCCAACAUCGGCAUGGGAGGCAACAUUGCCAUCCCCCCACCGCCCAUCAAGCAUAACAUGAACAUUGGCACCUGGGACGACAAAGGGUCCCUUGGCAAACCGCCCAUGGCGCAGCAGAUGUUGCCCCCGCCACCACACCAAACCCUGAUGCAGCAGCAGCUGCUAGCCCAGCCCCAGACCCUGCUGCAGAGCCCCAUGCCCCCCCAGCACCAGCAUCAGCCCCAGCACCAACACCAACAUCAACACCAACACCAACACCAGCACCAGCAACUCCAGAUGCAGUCACCUCAACCCCCUCAGCAAAUGCCCCCCGGCCCCCCACACCCUCAUUCUCACCCACACCCACACCAACACCCACACCAGCUCCCACACCCUCACCACCACCACCACCACCCCUCUCAGCCAGGACCCCCCCAGGCUUUGCACCAACCCCCCCAGCAGCAGCAGCAGCAUCAGCAGCAUCCGCAUCAGCCAAGUGCCCCCCCACAGAACCGCUGGGUGGCCCCCAGGAACCGGGGGAAUGCCUUUGGCCAGUGCGGCGGGAUGGAGAGCUUUGGCAUGGGCCCCGGGGUGCCACUGGGCGGCUCGCCGGGCACCUGCGAGGUCCACCCGGUGCUGGAGAAGCUGAAGGUGCUCAACAACUACAAUCCCAAAGACUUCGACUGGAACCUGAAGACGGGCCGCGUGUUCAUCAUAAAGAGCUACUCGGAGGACGACAUCCACCGCUCCAUCAAGUACAACAUCUGGUGCAGCACCGAGCACGGCAACAAGCGUCUGGACGCCGCGUUCCGCUCACUGGGCGGCAAGGGCCCGCUCUACCUGCUCUUCAGCGUCAACGGUAGUGGGCACUUCUGCGGCGUGGCCGAGAUGAAGUCGCCGGUGGACUACAACGCCUAUGCAGGCGUCUGGUCUCAGGACAAGUGGAAGGGCAAGUUUGAGGUGAAGUGGGCAUUCGUCAAGGAUGUGCCCAACAACCAGCUGCGGCACAUUCGCCUGGAGAACAACGAUAACAAGCCCGUCACCAACUCCAGGGACACGCAGGAGGUGCCCUUGGAGAAAGCCAAGCAAGUGCUUAAAAUUAUCACCACUUUCAAGCAUACCACCUCAAUCUUUGAUGACUUUGCACAUUAUGAGAAGAGGCAGGAGGAAGAAGAAGCCAUGAGAAGGGGCUGGUGCUCUAGCCUAGCAGACGGCUUUCCUGAUAUAGGCUCGCAUUCCUGGCAUUCCUCGCCACAGACAAAGCUGAGCCACUAUGGGGUGGAUGUACAUGGCAGUGGUGAAGCUACUGUACUCUAAGUCCAAUCAGCCAAGAGUAAGAGCCACACGUUCCCCUUGCCCAGUGUCCUCAACCCACCCCACCUCUUCAAAGGCAGCAGUUGGGAAUCCAGAUGAAACUCCUGCAAAGCAAACUAAGCCACCUCUCUUCUCUCUCUUUCUCUUUCUGUGCAGUUUUUAGCCAUGGCCAUGUCUGUCUCUUUCUCUCUUUCUCUGUUGGACUGUCAAUCAAUGCUUUUCAAUUACGCUAAUGCUAGUGCAUUCUGAUGUGAUUACUGAAAAUCUGAAUAAAGAAAAUAUAGAUCUA